AUGACGACUACUCAAACUUUUUUACUUGUUUCGGCUAUUGUAGUUGCUACUACUUUGGCUGCAUCUUCGGAGAUUACUGUUCGCAUUGAACGACAUUUCCCAUGUUCUGCCAGCUCAGGUUAGUUCAUAAUCAAAGUAAAAAAUGACUUGUUUUCAUAAUUUUUGCAAUAUCUUCUCUGAAAUUUUCAGUAUUAGCUCUGAUUUUCUCUAAUAGAAUAUCUGACUUUUAAUUGUUUCAAUGUGUUUUGAAUCAACCAAACACCAGAGUCAUAGAAUGACAUAAUAUCAAUAACAUUCUCAAUAGAAAACCAGUUUUUUGCUAGUUUUCAUUAUUUUGAAGUGAAUUUGAAAUAUCUGAAAAAUCGAUAAAUCGAUAUGAUAAAAAUUUAUCAUUAACGUUUUUUGUUGAAAUUCAUCAAUACAAGUGCGCGUCCUUGGGGGUGAGUGGAAGGCAAUAAACACACAUUUUGAUUUAUCUAAAAAAUUAUAUGAAAAAAAGGUAUCAUAAAUAAAAGAUGAAGAUUUCCGGUUUUUCUGUCGGCCUCCGAUCAUCCUUUUCACGCAAGUAUUUUUUUCUAGAUGAUUAGAAUCUUAUGAGUCAUAUUCAAAAAAUGAUCCGAUUUGUUUCAGGUCCAAAGAAGGAGAAUGUGCUUAUCAAGUUCCCAUCAUAUAAGACACCAGGAGUUGAAUUCCACGAGGAAGUUGGAGAAAAUGGUCACAAGUGUUUCAGAAUGUCCGGAGGAAAAGUUGAAGUAACUGCUCCAGGUCUCGAUGGAUCAAAGAAAUAUUUCGUUCAUCUUGAAACCAGAAUUGGAAUCCAUGGAAAGCCAGAACGAUGUGUGAAUGCUGAUUCAAAUGGAUGUGGUGGAAUCGGAUCGUGUGUUCACUGCGAUAUCUGUCACACAAUGGGUGGAUCUUUGAAAAACUUUGUUCAAAUUUUCCAAGGAAACAAACCAGCUCAAUGCUCGGUUAAAGGGCUUCAAGCUGGUUCAUACAGUGAUUUGUCACUUCGUGUUUGUCUCCCAACCAAAAGUGAACUCCUUCCAUUCCUUGACCAAAAUGCUUCACGCGCUGAACAACUUUGGGAUCUUUUUGUUAGCUCGAGAGCUAGAUCUGGUGUAUGUUUCAUUUAUAUUUUCUGAAAACUUCAAAUUAUUUUCUAACGUUUUAGGAAAUCCCACUCGUCAUUGCUGCUCGCUUGUUUGAUCGCCCAAUCAAUAACAUGGAUCCAAAGAAAUUGAACAGCAUUCUUCAUGACACCAAAGAAGGUAUGAUUGGAUGUCACUGGAUUUAUGCCACAGUUUCGCAAGCCAACUAA
This is a messenger RNA of Caenorhabditis angaria, 1318 nucleotides long. The record is from the annotation of a GenBank genome assembly. Lineage: Eukaryota; Metazoa; Nematoda; Chromadorea; Rhabditida; Rhabditidae.